Molecule: messenger RNA, 2742 nt
Organism: Aspergillus niger
Lineage: Eukaryota; Fungi; Ascomycota; Eurotiomycetes; Eurotiales; Aspergillaceae
Exons: 9
Coding region: 1-2742 (913 amino acids)
Molecular function (GO): ATP binding; nucleic acid binding
Source: RefSeq, a predicted model, not a curated record
AUGUCUGCACCACCCGGGCAGCCAUUUCAGACCUAUGGCUUCCAGACAUCCGUCGAUAUUGCCCGCCAGCGGACGUUUGAGGUAGUCCCAUUGGCUGGAAACAAGCGACCCCCGGACCCUUCUGCAGACGAUGAUCACAGGCCAGUGGGAGUAAAACAUCCUACAACUGCUCCUGGUGCGGUUGGUCGGUCGGUAGAUUUUAUCCGCCCCUCGUUCAUCCUUCCCAAGGCCCGUCUGGUCGCCAGCGACAUCUAUCCGGUUGCUGAGACGCCGCCGGUGUGUCGUGGCCAACAGCCGAAUGUGUUUCCUACCGACCAUGAUCCUGCACACAACCCCUAUUUGUCCCUGAAUCAUCCCACGUAUGGCUUGCCUCCAGGACUGGUGGCUAAUUUUGCCGCAGCUGGGCUCAGCAGUAUCUACCAGUGGCAGGCGUCAUGCCUUCUAGCGCCAGGUCUCCUCAAGGGCGACCGACAUUUAGUCUACACAGCCCCCACGGGCGGAGGGAAGUCUCUCGUGGCCGAUGUUCUGAUGCUCAAGCGUAUCAUUGAGAACCCCGGGCGCAAGGCUAUCCUUGUCCUUCCCUAUGUCGCCUUGGUACAAGAAAAGCUCAAGUGGCUCAGGCGCAUCGUACAGGAUCGAUCGAUUCGUGUCACUGGGUACUAUGGUGGAAGCAGGACUGCUGCAUCCUGGGCAGACACGGACAUAGCUGUCUGCACAAUUGAGAAGGCGAACUCCUUGAUCAAUUCCGCCAUUGAAGAGUGUAGCAUUGGCGACUUAGGCGUAGUCGUUUUGGACGAGCUACAUAUGCUUGAUGAUGAACAUCGCGGGUAUCUGCUGGAACUCAUGGUCACCAAACUACUUCUCUUGCGACAGAGGACCCAAAUUAUUGGCAUGAGUGCCACCCUAUCGAACACAGAGAUGCUUGCCGAGUGGAUGAAUGCCGCUUACUUUGUGUCGACAUACCGACCAAUCCCGAUUGAUGAUUACCUAGUUUACGAGAAUGCAAUUUAUCCUGCAGCAACCUCGAGACAGCUUUUCCAAACGAUCUCUAAGCUGAAGUCUAUGUCUAACGCAACUCUUAUGGAACGGAUGCCCCCAGACCGUGUUAUUCGUCCCUCGACCUUCCGCGAACUUGCAAACCCCAUGACAAAUGCGACUGUAGCUCUGGCGAUCGACACCGCUGGCGCCGGACAUGGCGCCUUGGUAUUCUGCGGUAGUCGCCAUAUGUGCCAGAUCCAAGCAGUUGUUAUGAGCGAAGCGAUGCCGGCCCCAGCGGACAACACAGAUGAGCUCACCAAGCGUUUAGACUUGCUUGCUGAGCUACGCAGUUUGCCUAGCGGCUUGGACCCGGUCCUCGAAAAGACGCUCGUGAGAGGCGUAGGGUUCCACCAUGCGGGGAUGACAGCUGAGGAGCGCGAACUGAUAGCGCAGGCGUACGACCAAGGUGUCUUACGUACACUCAUAGCGACCUGCAGUCUUGCGGCUGGUGUCAAUCUCCCGGCACGGAGAGUUAUCAUCAAUGGAGCCCGCAUGGGCAGGGAACUUGUCGGUCCCGCAAUGCUGCGACAGAUGUGUGGAAGAGCUGGUCGCAAAGGGAAAGACGAUGCGGGUGAGACUUACUUGAUAUGUGGGGAUAGCGACCUACAAGCGGUCUGCGACCUCUUAGAAGCAGAGAUGCCUGCCAUCGAAAGCUGCCUGGCCCCGGAGAAGAGAGGACUCAAGAGAGCACUUUUGGAAGCGAUUGCGACGGGACUUGUGUCCGGUAACGAUGCCAUCAAGGAAUACGUUAGAUGUACCCUUCUGUACCUGACAGUGGAUAAAAAAGUAGCCUACGCUAUCAUGGGUUCAGCGCUGCAAGAAUUGGCCACCGAGGGACUUGUACAACUGAAUGACGACGAAUCAUACUCGUCAACACAACUUGGCCAGGCAGUAGUGGCUUCGGCGUUUGCACCCGAAGAUGGUCUCUUUGUUUUUGAGGAGUUGAAGAGAGCGUUGCAAGCUUUUGUCAUGGACGGUGAUAUGCAUAUAUUUUACUUGUUCACGCCCUUGCAAGCGGCCACAGCCACUCCGAUCGACUGGCUUAUCUUUCGUGAUCAGUUGGACAACCUUGAUGAAAGCGGGCUACGUGCGUUGCAAUUUGUCGGUGUCAGUCCAGGUUUUGUAAAUACGAUGGCACAAAGUGGUGCAUCACUCAAGGAGAAUACGCCAGAACAGAUGAACCAGGCCAGGAUAUACCGCAGAGCGUACACGGCAUUUCAACUUCGGGACUUGAGUAACGAGAUGCCAUUGUCGGCAGUAGCCAAUCGCUAUCGGAUUCCGCGGGGGGCAGUUCAAACCCUGGCACAACAAUGUCAUGGCUUUGCUGCGGGUAUCGUGAAAUUCUGUCAGCGAAUGAAUUGGGGCAUGCUUGCGGCAGUCUUGGAUCAUAUGCGAGAUCGUCUGGAGGCUGGUGCGCGUGCUGAUCUGCUGGAAAUGGCGCAGGUUACCUACGUGAAAGGAUGGACUGCCAGGUUACUCCGAGAAAAUGGGUUCCGCAAUCUAAGAGCAUUGGCAGAGGCUGAUGCGAAGGACCUUGUUCCUAUACUUAUGAUGGUGUGGCAAACUUUGAUGGCAGUAAACCCGCGGAAGACCCAGAAGAAUCAACUGCACCCAGCGGAGGCCGAGCGCUAUGCUAAAAAGUUGCUUGCUAAGGCGGAGGUCAUUGUUGCAUCGGCAAACAAGAUAUGGGGUACGUAUGGCUGA